Lodderomyces elongisporus is the source of this 1806-nucleotide messenger RNA. RefSeq lists its product as uncharacterized. Gene Ontology annotation, molecular function: mRNA binding. Bases 1 to 1806 code for a protein of 601 amino acids. The transcript has a single exon. The record is from RefSeq and is a predicted model, not a curated record. Lineage: Eukaryota; Fungi; Ascomycota; Pichiomycetes; Serinales; Debaryomycetaceae.
AUGUCUCAAGUAGCAAACACACAGUCGAAUUCAAGCAACAGCGUUGAGAAUCAAAUUCCUGCCUCGAUCAACGAAUCAGAGGCCUCGCACACACCAAACGAGAACAAAGAUACCGAUAAUAAUAACGACAAAGCCGAAAGGGACCAAGAGAUUAUUUCAACUAAUUCUCCAAGUCAAGAUCCCCCUUCUUCUACUGGCUCAUGCCCCUCGCCCAAGGAGUCGGAGACUCAGUUGGAGUCCGAGGAAAGUACAGUUGCCCCAGCUUCAGCUGUGAAUGGUGGCCGUGAGAUUUCUAAUAAAAUUUUGUAUGUUGGAAAUUUGGCGAAAUCAGCAUCAGAGGAACAAAUCAAUGAAAUAUUUUCAUCAGUGUCCAACCCAAUCAAGUCGAUCAAGUUGCUUAAUGACAAGAACAAACUUGGCUUUAAUUAUGCGUUUAUCGAAUUUAAUGAGAGCGAAGAUGCCGAGAAGGCUUUGAACUCAUUGAAUGGCAAGGAUGUCAAUGGCUCAGAUAUUAAAGUCAAUUGGGCCUACCAAUCCGCAGCAAUUGCUGGUGGUUCAACACCAGAAGAACCUUCGUACAAUAUCUUUGUUGGCGACUUGAGUUCUGAAGUGAAUGACGAAGCAUUGAAGAAAGCUUUUACCAAGUUUGGAUCUUUGAAACAAGCGCACGUUAUGUGGGAUAUGCAGACCUCAAGGUCUAGAGGGUAUGGGUUUGUUACGUUUGGAAAACAAGAGGACGCCGAGAAUGCUCUCCAAUCAAUGAAUGGCGAGUGGCUUGGCGGUAGAGCUAUUAGAUGCAACUGGGCAUCUCACAAAUCACAUAUCAACAAUAGCAAUACUAAUAACAAUAACAAUAAUAAUAAUAAUAAUAUCAACAAUACUAAUGGCAAUGCAAUUUAUGGCCACACGCAACAAUUUGCAUAUGGAGACAAUCCAUUCAAGGCAUCCAAUCAACAACAACAACAACAGCAUCAACAACAAGGAUUUAAUCGUUUUCUGAAUAACAAUCGUACAAAUAGAUCAAAUUACAACAACAACAAUAGCAACAAUAACAACAACAAUAACAAUGGCAACAAUAAGCGUCACUACAAUAAUGCUAACAACAACAUCCACACUCCACAGUUCCCACCCCAAUUUAUGGGUGGUCAAAUUACACAAGUGAAUGGACAAGCAUUACCGCAGCAAAGUCCAAACUUGAAUGGGUUGAUGUUGCACAAUUUUGGGUCAAACCCAAACCUCGUGCCAUUCAACCAAAAUAAUACUUUUAAUGCCAAUAAUGGUCAGGGUCCAGUUCCAGUAAGUAACAUGAAUCAACAAACACAGCAAGAUAGUACUCAUACUAAUAAUCAUAAUAAUAAUAACAACAAUAACAAUAACAAUAACAAUAACAACAGUAACAGCAAUAGCAACAACACCAAUACCAAUAGUAUUAACAACAAUGCUGGUAAUGUUGCAAUGGUUUCUCCUCAAACCUACGAUAUAGUUCUUAGACAAACUCCAUCAUGGCAAACUACAGUGUACAUAGGUAAUAUUGCCCAUUUCACUCAGCUGCACGAGAUGAUCCCAUUGCUUCAGUCUUUUGGUUUUAUUGUUGAUUUCAAGUUCCAUCCCGAACGUGGGUGCGCCUUUGUGAAAUACGAUUCACACGAACGUGCCGCAUUAGCUAUAAUACAGUUGGCAGGGUUUAACUUGAAUGGUAGACCUUUGAAAUGCGGGUGGGGUAAAGAAAGACCACAACAGUAUCAAUCAAGAGUCGGUGGCCAUGUUGCAGGCGAGGUUGAACAUCCAUCGUAUGGUCAAAAUUGA